Molecule: messenger RNA, 993 nt
Organism: Microthlaspi erraticum
Lineage: Eukaryota; Viridiplantae; Streptophyta; Magnoliopsida; Brassicales; Brassicaceae
Source: the annotation of a GenBank genome assembly
AUGCUAGUGACUAUGCUGUCGGAGCGGUCUGGGCAGAGAAAGGAGAAGAAGCUGCACGUGAUCUACUACGCCAGUCGCACACUUGAUGAAGCUCAGUGCAAGUACGCUACGACUGAGAAAGAACUAUUGGCGUACUUGCUGACGAAGAAGGAUGCGAAGCCGAGACUCUUGAGAUGGAUUCUUUUGCUUCAGGAGUUCGAUCUGGAGAUCAAGGAUAAGAAAGGGAUUGACAAUGGUGUAGCUGAUCACCUGUCAAGGAUGAAGAUCGAUGAUGACGUCCCUCUAGACGACAGCGUCUACGCUGUUGAGGUGAUCGAUUACGGCGAGCCCCUGCUCGCAGAUGACGGAGUUCGAUCGAAUGCUGGUGACAGAGCUCAGAGGGAGCAGAUCACACGGAGGCAUCAUGCUCGCGCUUGUGAGCCAGCUCCGCUCUUACCAGGAUUGGGCGUCGAGGAACAGAGGCAUCCGGCACAAGUGCACGUUACGGAUGGGCGGCUUGAUCACACAUCUUUACGCGCCGUCGGUUUCACGCCUGAUAGGGAGGAGGAGGUCGCACCACCCGAGGGGCUCGGCCUCGAGUACCUGAGGAACAGCGUCUUCCUGCAGAAGACGUCAGACGAGAGACAGCUCCUCUACCAGUUCGUUCACCUUCAGCUCGGCGCUUCCCGCAUGAUGCUUCCCAGCCCCAGCUGGACCACGAUCAGAGGAGGGUCCAACGUCGAGUUCAACCCACCUCAGUCCGCUCUUUACACGGGAGAUAGACCGUCCGCUAGAGACUAUGCCACAGCUCCGGCGACCACACACCGCGGUGAUCGGUCACACGCAGAGCUUGACACCACGCAGACGGACGAGCUCGACCACUUCCACUUCGCGGGCUACACCACCACUGCCAGACAGAGCGCCGGACUGAAGGCGGCUCACCAGCACAUCAGCAUUCUUCAGCGGUGGAACAAGACGCAGACAAGAUCGCCAGCAAGCUCAAGAGCAAGAUGA